AUGGCGCAUAGCCUUAUUUCGGAGCUUUCAAUUGGAGAUACAGGCGCCAAGAUUUGCGCAAGGAUUUCUAGGCUGUGGGACUUCUGCGAUGUAAAUGAUGACACAAAAAUUAUACACAACAACAUAGUCCUCUUAGAUGAAAAGCGAGCCAGUAUACAUGCACAGGUUUAUCCACCAACAGCUCAAAGGCUCAAGUCAAUGUUACAUGAAGGGAAGGUUUACUAUAUUGACUCCUUCUGUGUCAAACAAGCUACUAGGACAUAUAGGCCAGUAGGGAAUGAUUUAAUGCUAUCAUUAACAAAGUGGACAUCCUUUGAAGAACGCCUCCAUGUUCUUGAGCAAUUUUCUACUGUCACGUUCUCGCUCACGCCGUUCGAAGACAUUGCCUCUUUCGUUGAUAGAAAUCUCUUCUAUGUUGAUGUUAUGGGUCUGAUCACCCAAAUAGGAGACACAAAUAUACUCCGGCCUAAAUCAAGAAAUGCUGACAGCCUGAAGAGAACUCUGCAGAUUUGCAAUGCAAGCGGCUCAACGCUACCGGUGACGUUGUGGGGACAGAGGGUUGCUGCCUUUGAUGCAGAGAGUAUAUACAAGGCUGGGCAAACACAACCUCAGAUUGUGGUGUUUGUAGGCACACUUGUCAAAAACUAUAGAGGCAUAGGGCUGACAGUUACUGGGAGUGCACCCUGCAAGUGGUACAUCAAUCUUGAUACACCAGAAGCUCUUGAACUAAAACAAAGGUGA
Molecule: messenger RNA, 741 nt
Organism: Oryza brachyantha (malo sina)
Lineage: Eukaryota; Viridiplantae; Streptophyta; Magnoliopsida; Poales; Poaceae
Product: replication protein A 70 kDa DNA-binding subunit B
Biological process (GO): DNA repair; DNA recombination; DNA replication
Cellular component (GO): nucleus
Molecular function (GO): DNA binding
Source: RefSeq, a predicted model, not a curated record